CUCUUAAUAACGAGAAAAACAGGCCUGGCGUUCUGUUUUCUCGGCCUAGAUGGCGGAGGCCGACUAGAUGUCUAAUUCUAGCUAAACCCUUUUGCUUUUCACCUCUUCUUCCUACUUAUAAGCACAGCCAACAAGGAAUAGGGCACGUCAGACGCUCAAUAACGUUAAGUUCACAAAGACGUGGCGCUCUACUGUCUCCGGGAUCCUAAAGUUACUUAUUUUUCUCAUUUUAAGCGGUAACACUGUAGCAAAGCUGCCCGGACACUUAGCCACGGGAAACGGAACUGAAGAGUCUACAUGAAAACUGAGAAGGGGACCACAUUUAGAGUAACUCAACAACAAGGCGCAUGCGUCUUUGGGCGGGCCGCGAGAGCUUCCGGGAAGCCAGCCAAUCAUACUCCCAGCGCGAAGGCGGCGGCGGCCUUUUCAAGUGGGCGAGCGGGCCGCAGUCCCGCCCUCCGGCCCGCUGUCUGUGUGAAGGGGGCGGAUGGGCAACGGCCUGGCGGCGGUGGAGCGGCGGCGGCAGUGGAGUGGCGGGGGCGGCGGCUGCUGGCGUCCGAGCGAAGCUUCGGGCGGGCGUGGGCGUCAUGAGCGGCCGGCAGAGAACGCUCUUCCAGACGUGGGGCUCGAGCGUGUCCCGAGCCGCCGGGGCUCCGGGUUGCGGGUCCGGAGCGGGGCGGCCCCGGAGCCCCGGCGUCGGCGGGGCGCGCUCUCCUGCAGCGGCGGGGGCCGCCGAGGCUGAGCCCGAGGUGGACGACGACGUGUUGCUGGUCGCCGUGUACGAGGCCGAGCGGCAGCUGGGGCUGGAGAGUGGCGGGUUCUGCGCGUCGGCGGGCGCCCUGUGGAUCUACCCCACGAACUGCCCGGUGCGGGACUACCAGCUGCGCAUCGCCCGCGCCGCGCUGUUCUGCAACACGCUCGUGUGCCUGCCCACCGGCCUGGGGAAGACCUUCAUCGCCGCCGUGGUCAUGUACAACUUCUACCGCUGGUUCCCCUCCGGCAAGGUGGUCUUCAUGGCCCCCACCAAGCCCUUGGUGACACAGCAGAUCGAGGCUUGCUACCGGGUGAUGGGUAUCCCGCAGCCCGACAUGGCCGAGAUGACAGGAUGUAUUCAAGCCUUCACCAGGAAGGAAAUAUGGCGCAGUAAGAGAGUCCUUUUCCUUACACCUCAAGUCAUGGUAAAUGAUCUUUCCCGAGGAUCUUGUCCUGCUGCUGAAAUAAAGUGUCUAGUUAUUGAUGAAGCUCAUAAAGCUCUUGGAAACUAUGCUUAUUGCCAGGUUGUAAGAGAACUAGUCAAAUAUACAAAUCACUUUAGAAUCUUGGCUCUUAGUGCCACACCAGGUAGUGAUAUAAAGGCCGUGCAACAGGUUAUUACCAACCUACUAAUUGGGCAGAUAGAGCUUCGUUCUGAAGAUUCUCCAGAUAUCCUGCCAUACUCUCACGAGAGACGAGUUGAAAAACUUGUCGUUCCCCUCGGUGAAGAACUUGCUGCCAUCCAAAAGGCAUAUAUACAGAUUUUGGAAACAUUUGCUAGUUCUUUGAUUCAGAGGAAUGUUUUGAAGAGACGGGAUAUCCCCAGUCUAACAAAAUACCAGAUAAUUCUGGCAAGAGAUCAAUUUAGGAAAAACCCAUCUCCAAAUAUUAUGGGAAUACAAGGCAUAAUCGAGGGAGAGUUUGCUAUUUGUAUUAGCUUGUAUCAUGGUUACGAAUUAUUGCAGCAAAUGGGAAUGAGAUCCUUAUAUUUCUUCCUUUGUGGAAUUAUGGAUGGAACUAAAGGAAUGACUCGGGCAAAAAAUGAACUUAGCCGAAACGAGGACUUCAUGGCACUCUAUAACCAUCUUGAGGGCAUGUUUGCACAGACACAGGGUGCUUCAGCAGGGGGCACCUCUGCUACCCAGAAAGGAGAUAAAGAUAAAACAUUUUUCUACAGUCAUCCAAAGUUAAAGAAAUUAGAAGAAGUUGUAGUUGACCACUUCAAGUCGUGGAAUGCUCAGAACGCCUCUGAAAAGAAAUGUGACAAGACCAGAGUUAUGAUCUUCUCUUCAUUUCGAGACAGUGUUCAGGAAAUUGCAGAAAUGCUUUUACAGCAUCAGCCAAUGAUUAGAGUGAUGACUUUUGUUGGCCACGCCUCAGGGAAAAGCAUGAAGGGUUUUACCCAGAAGGAGCAACUGGAGGUAGUGAAACAGUUUCGUAGUGGUGGUUACAAUACAUUGGUUUCUACUUGUGUUGGUGAAGAAGGUUUGGAUAUAGGAGAAGUUGAUCUUAUAAUAUGUUUUGAUGCCCAGAAGAGCCCAAUUCGUCUUAUACAGCGCAUGGGUAGGACCGGCCGCAGACGCCAAGGCAGGAUCGUUGUUAUCCUUGCUGAGGGACGGGAAGAACGGACUUAUAAUCAAAGUCAGUCCAACAAAAGAAGUAUUUAUAAAGCUAUUUCGAGUAACAGGCAGGUCCUUCAUUUUUAUCAAGGAAGUCCACGAAUGGUUCCUGAUGGAGUCAAUCCAGAAUUACAUAAAAUGUUCAUCACGCAGAGUGUCUAUCAACCGGAGAAGCGUUCUCGAAACUUGCCGCGAGAGGCAUCUGUCUUUUACUGUAGGAAUGGAAUGAAGCAAACUAAUUCAAAGAAAGAUUGGUUUUUAUCAGAAGAAGAAUUUAAAUUAUGGACCAGACUUUAUAGAUUAAAAGACAGUGAUGGAAUUAAGGAAGUAACAUUGCCUCGGGUUCGGUUUCUCUCUUUACAAAAUGAGAAAGACAGACCAACUCAAGAAACCACUGCUGGAAUUCGUCAGCUCUCUCUCUCUGAAUGGAGGCUGUGGCAGGAUCAUCCUCUUCCUACGCAUCGAGUUGGCCAUUCGGAUCGAUGCCACCAUUUCAUAAGCAUUAUGCAAAUGAUAGAAGGCAUGAGACACGAAGAGGGAGAAUGCAGCUAUGAAUUGGAAAUUAAAUCUUACUUACAAAUGGAAGACGUUAACUCAACAUUUAGUGUUCCCAGGAAUGAAUAUAAUAUUCCUGCCAAUGGCAUCUUUACUACUAACAAGAAAUCUUCAUUUACAAAGAAGAUAAAUCAGGGCAAUUCAUUCUCAAUGACUGAAUUUGAUGAAGAAUGUGCUGAAAUUUUUAAGCAAACUCAUAUCAAACCUACUAAAAUUGGUUCUCUAAAGAAAAAAGCUGAAAAACUGAAAAAAGAUCAGCCUAAAAAAGGAAAUGAUGAUGUUGUUUUGGAUUCUUUAGAAACCGAUGGCAAUUCCACUGUUGAAAAUACUUUUCAGGAAGCCCUACUAAGUGAUAAGAUGGUAUCAGAUGCAGAAGUUGCUGCCUCGUGUACUAUCAGUGAAAGUGUUGUUCAUCAGCCACGUGGAUUAUUAAUGGAGUGCCAGUUUACAAAUAAGUCUACUAGUUCAUUUGCUGGAGACUUUCUCGAUUCUGGUUAUAGCAGUGUCAGUGAUGAGAAAUCGGCUUCCUCUGGCUUGUUUCUUCCAUUUGAGGAGGAGCUUUCUGUAGCUGGAGCAGAUGACCAAUUUUAUAAUUGUCACUCAGUAACAAAAGAGGUGCUAGCUCAUGUAGAGAGAUUUUUAUCUCAUUCUCCUCCCCCUCUCAGUGGACUCUCAAAUUUGGAGUACGAAAUUGCUAAGGGUUCUGCACAUGAGAAUUUGCUUUUCCUGCCCUACACGGAGUAUUUACAAAAUGAUAAAUCCACCUGUUUGAUGUCACAUUCAGCUGUAACUUGUCAACAGAAUGUAGAAUCGAAUUCACUUAACCUUCUUAAUCAUCCUUCUGAAAAAAGUUGUCUUUAUGGUGCAGCUAAUGCUGAGAUUUCUGAUGAGCCAAGCUUCUGUGACUAUGAUAAUAAACUACAUAAAGAUAUUCAAAAUGAAAAUUUAGUAUCCAACAAUCAUAUUCAAAUAAACAUAGGCCCGCCGAAGUAUUUUGUUGAAGAAAAGAAUCGUAAUGUUGAUAACAAUGGCCUCCCAGUAUUGUCGACUGAUCAAGAUGAGAGUUUACUCUUGUUUGAAGAUGUCGAUACAGAGUCUAACGACGUGAGCCUUUCUCCGUCAAAGAGUAAACACAGGUCUAUGUGUGUGUCAGACAGAACUGCUCCAAGUGAAACGGCGCUGGUCUCUCAUUUCUUCAUUUCUGAUGCACUUUUGUUCGACAAUAAUUCUGAACCCCAAGAUCCAAUCCUCUGUGAUGCUAACAGUCGGAAAUCUCAUGAAGAUUUGAGAGGUAUAUGUGAGGAAAAACUGAAGAAUGAUGAGUGUGUUUUUGACUGCUCUAAGGAUUUAUUCUCCGUUACCUUUGAUUUAGGAUUUUGUAGUUCAGAUUCUGAUGAUGAAAUACUGGAACAUGCAUCAGAUACAAAUAAGAAUAGAUUUCUAGAGGAUCUCUCUGGAAGAUGUUCAGACAUUAAGGAGAGAAGUGAUGUAAAUCAUGUUUCAAAUCAAGCAGUAAUACCAAGAGAUCAUGUUGAUUGUGUUAUGAGUAGGACCAUCACUGUCACAUCAAGUGAAGAUAAGCAGAGUCCAAAUUUUGCACAUUUCCCACUGAGUGCAGCAAAGAAUAAAGAAUUUAUGUCUCCUGGUUAUUCUCAAUUUUCUUUGCCAGUGGGAGAAAAAGUUAUGAGUACACCACUUUCUAAAUUAAACACAUUGAACUCGUUUUCUAAGAGAAAGGAAAUGCAUAAGACGCCAGAUUCUAAUAAGGAAAAAGUAAAUCUACAAAGUUUUAAAGAAACGUUGAAUUCAACUUUUGAUGAUUCAGGACUUUCUAUAGAAAAGUCUAAAAGCAGGAGGCAAAUCAAUCUGCAUCAGUCCUGUCAUUCUGCUGGAGAUGAACAAUUACCAAGCAAUGAAAGUGAAGAUGAUGAGAUUUUCCAAAGAAAAAGUAGAAAAACAAAAGGAAAUGUUUUAGAAUCCCCUGAGGAUCAGAGGAGUAGUGAAGUCGAUUCACCACUUCAUGCUGUCAGAAAGCGCAGGGCUCCUCCAAACAGAUUAGAAUUAUCAUCGAGUGAUGAGAGUGAGAAUUUUCAGAGACGACACCCACAGUCAGAUGACUUCAAGGCUCAUCCGAAGAGUGCCAAAGGGGCCAUUGGAGUUCUCAAGAGACAGGGUCACCUGAAGCUCGUAGCUAGAAAGUUUAUAGAUGAUGAAGCAGAACUUUCCCAAGAAGAUGCAGAAUGUGCUUCAUCAGAUGAAACCGAUGACUCAGAAAAUGAGCAAGACUCUUCCUUACUUAACUUCUUAAAUGAUGAGACUCAACUUUCACAGGCUAUAAAUGAUUCUGAAAUGAGAGCUAUUUACAUGAAAUCUUUGCGCAGCCCAUUGAUGAGAAAUCGGUACACAAUGGUCCAUAAGAAACAUAACAAUGCAAACAUUUUCUCACAGAUCCCUGAGCAGGAUGAAAACUAUUUAGAAGACAGUUUUUGUGUUGAUGAAGAGGAGUCUGGCACAAGCCAGUCAAGUGAAGAAGAAGCGUGUGUUGAUUCUGACGUAGUAGCUGAAGAUUCCUUUGCAAGCGGGAGUAAGAAAUAUAAAACCCGACAUGCAGUAAAGCUAAAACAAAUGAACAUGACACAAAAUCUUGCACGUUCAAAAAAGAAAUUAUCCAGAAUUAUUUUACUAGAUGAUUCAAGUGAGGAGGAAAACACUGUAAAUGAUAAAGGAGACUCCAGUGAUAUGGUUGACCCAGGGACUGUUAACACGAGCGGGCAGCAGGUUCACACAGGCGGGCAGCAGGUUCACACGGGCAGACAGCAGGGUCACACGAGCGGACAGCAGGGUCACACUAGCGGACAGCAGGUUCUCACGGGCGGACAGCAGGUUCUCACGGGCGGACAGCAGGUUCACACGGGCGGGCAGCAGGUUCUCACAGGCGGACAGCAGGUUCUCACGGGCGGACAGCAGGUUCACACGGGCGGGCAGCAGGUUCACACGGGUGGACAGCAGGUUCACAUCAGCAGACAGCAGGUUCACACGGGCGGACAGCAGGUUCACAUCAGCAGACAGCAGGUUCACACAGGUGGGCAGCAGGUUCACAUCAGCAGAGAGCAGGUUCACAUCAGCAGAGAGCAGGUUCACACGGGUGGACAGCAGGUUCACACGGGCGGACAGCAGGUUCACACGGGCGGACAGCAGGUUCACACGGGCGGACAGCAGGUUCACACGGGCAGACAGCAGGUUCACACGGGUGGACAGCAGGUUCACACGGGCGGACAGCAGGUUCACACGGGCGGACAGCAGGUUCACAUCAGCAGACAGCAGGUUCACACAGGUGGGCAGCAGGUUCACAUCAGCAGACAGCAGGUUCACAUCAGCAGACAGCAGGUUCACACGGGCGGACAGCAGGUUCACACCUGCGGACAGCAAGUUCACACGAGCCGACAGCAGGGUCACAUGAGCCGACAGCAGGACCCUCGUUUGAGUUUAGUGCCUUCUGGGUCUUCCUUGCCAUCCAAAGACCACUCUCAUUCAGUUGUUGAUGAGUCAGCAAAGCAGAGACGGCACACACCGCUUAACUUAAAGGAUGCAGUCUCUGAGGUCUCGGACUUCAAACUUCAGAGCCGUGAUAGACUCGAAGCUGCCUCACCAUUGUCCACCGCUGUUGAUUCACAGACAGACUGUAGAAAAUUCCCAGUUCAGUUGAAGGUCGGGAGUGUGCGGGAGGACUCUGGCUCUUCAAUGGCAUACUGUUCCAGCUCAAGACCACAUUUGGCUGGCACACAUGCUGCUCCCAGAUUUCCACCAGAAGGCCGAAGAACUUGUAUUCUUGUAGAUAGUCGUGAAAUCACUUCUGGUUCAGAAGUAAUUUCUUCCCUGCGAGCAGUUCAUGGCUUACAGGUAGAGGUCUGUCCUCUUCAUGGUUGUGGUUACAUCGUGAGUAACCGCAUGGUGGUGGAAAGGAGGCCUCAGUCGGAGAUGCUAAACAGUGUCGGGAAGAACAAGCUCAUUGACCAGAUCCAGUACCUACAGAGCAUGUUUGAAAGAAUAUGUGUGAUUGUGGAAAAGGACAGAGAAAAAACAGGAGACACAUCCAGGAUGUUUAGGAGAACAAAGAGCUAUGAUAACCUGCUCACUACCUUAAUUGGUGCUGGAAUCCGAAUUCUUUUCAGUUCCUGCCAAGAAGAAACUGCAGAUUUGCUAAAGGAACUAUCUUUAGUGGAACAAAGAAAGAAUGUUGGCAUUCAGGUCCCAGCAGUGGUGAACAGUAAUAAGUGUGGGGCGCUUCAGUUUUAUCUCAGUAUUCCCAACGUAAGCUAUGUCACUGCAUUAAAUAUGUGUCACCAGUUUUCAUCUGUGAAAAAGAUGACUAACAGCUCACCUCAGGAAAUCUCCACACACGCACAAGUGCCUCCUCAGAAGGCCGAGGAGAUCUGCAGAUACGUUCACCACGUAUUUGACAUGCAGAUGUUACCCAACGGCCUGAACCACGGUGGCCUGCAGCCCGACGCUUGAUCAGGCUGCUUGGGGCGCGGGCAGGACUCCCAGCGCAAGGUGCACAUCGGUAGUCAUCGCUGUGACGUGAUUAGCAGUGUACAUAUGUAAAUAAGAGAAUAUUUCCGUAUUAUUUUAUAUUGUAUACAUUUUUAUUUAUAUAAAUUAUUAAAAAAGAAACCCCUGAUCAAUUACCAUUUUGAUUAGAUUAUGAAACCUUUUUUUUAAAUUGGAUAAAGAAAAGUUUAUUGAAGGUGCUAUUAAGAAAGUAAAAGCUAGAGUUAGAGAUGUAUUUUGGAAUUUUUCCAAAGACUGUCGUUGUCAUUUGUGAGCAUAAUUUGAUGUGUCUGCUGCCAACUUAAUGGUCAUAAACAAUUUUUCCUAUA
Molecule: messenger RNA, 7807 nt
Organism: Equus caballus (horse)
Lineage: Eukaryota; Metazoa; Chordata; Mammalia; Perissodactyla; Equidae
Gene: FANCM
Product: FA complementation group M
Biological process (GO): double-strand break repair via synthesis-dependent strand annealing; interstrand cross-link repair
Molecular function (GO): ATP binding; nuclease activity; four-way junction DNA binding
Source: RefSeq, a predicted model, not a curated record